CUGUUACGGAUGUGUCGAUAUAUAUGUUUUUUAAAUACGGGAGCAUCUCUAGGUAGUUGUUGGGCAUUCUCUUCGGUUGCAGCGGUAGAGGGAAUCAAUCAGAUCAUAACGAAAGAGUUAGUCCCGCUGUCAGAACAAGAACUAGUAGACUGUGUCUAUAACACUAAUAAAAACAAAGGUUGUGGAGGCGGUUUCAUGCACCGAGCGUUCGAGUUUAUCACGAAGAAUGGUGGAAUCACUGCUGAGGAAAACUAUCCCUACAAAGCUGUAAAUGAAAAUUGCCAGACUCCAAAGGAAAGUACUGCAAAGAUUGAUUGGUAUGAGAAUGUUCACCAACACGAAGAUGCGCUUCUGAAGGCUGUUGCGAACCAACCUGUAUCUGUCGCAAUUGAUGCUAACAACUUACAGUUCAUGCACUACACUGGGGGAGUAUUUAAGGGGCCAUGUGGAAAUGAGUUAACCCACGCAGUGACAGUGGUCGGGUAUGGGACUGACUCACACCAAACCAAGUUUUGGAUACUGAAAAACUCAUACGGACGCGGAUGGGGAGAAGAAGGUUACUUGAGGAUCGAGCGUGGAAUCGAAGAUCAUGAAGGACUAUGCGGUAUUGCAAUGGACGCUUCCUAUCCAAUCAAACAUAAAUUUCGCAAUCAAACAUAA
Messenger RNA from Camelina sativa (false flax), 660 nucleotides. Its product is annotated as vignain-like. Gene Ontology annotation, biological process: proteolysis. NCBI's taxonomy places the organism in Eukaryota, Viridiplantae, Streptophyta, Magnoliopsida, Brassicales, Brassicaceae. The record is from RefSeq and is a predicted model, not a curated record. Gene Ontology annotation, molecular function: cysteine-type peptidase activity.